Molecule: messenger RNA, 1938 nt
Organism: Tribolium madens (black flour beetle)
Lineage: Eukaryota; Metazoa; Arthropoda; Insecta; Coleoptera; Tenebrionidae
Product: (Lyso)-N-acylphosphatidylethanolamine lipase-like
Exons: 6
Coding region: 361-1515 (384 amino acids)
Cellular component (GO): lipid droplet
Molecular function (GO): catalytic activity
Source: RefSeq, a predicted model, not a curated record
UCGUACACUGAUAAGCACGUGUUUUGCUCACAAAAUACGAGGAAAUUUGUUAUUUUUUAAAAUGCAAGUCAAGGUUGUGUCUUAUCUCGUUCAUGUUUAUAAAUAAUGACGUUUUAAUAUUCAGCUUUGGCUGAUGCUAUGAGUGGGUGGAAAAAUCAUCAAAUAAGUUCAGCCUUACUUAAUACGUCUCUGUUUUUUAAUGUUCUUAAUCAAAUGAACAAUGUGAAUUGUGAGGUCCAAAUUCCGAGUAUGACUAACGAACGAGCCGUUAUUUAUCUAAAACAAUAAGAGAUUUAUGUUCAUAUCAAUUUAAGUGUUAGUGAGGUUAAGACCGUGCCCUGUUUGUAAAAAUUUGUAAUUAUGUCCCUCGUUGAGAAAAAUGCCGAUUCCCAAAUAGCAAAGGCAAAUCAGACUUCAAGCUGGUUUAGCCCCGAUUGGUUAACAUGGAAUAAGUAUUCAGAGGGAAUGUUAAGGACUCUGGAGAAAAAGAUUUUGCAAAUCGUAAAAACAGCAUACCGAGGAUGGUACGUAGACAUAGGCCCGGUGGUGGGUCCUGCGGACAAAAUCUGGACGAUUUCAUUGAACACGGAGUCUCCAAACACACCUCUAGUCCUCCUUCAUGGCUUGGGUGCAGGAGUAGCACUGUGGUGUUUAAAUUUAGACGCAUUCGCAGCAAACCGACCUGUAUAUGCCUUUGAUUUAUUAGGUUUCGGUCGGUCAUCGCGGCCCACCUUCAGUACCGACGCAACGGAAGCCGAACAACAAAUGGUAAAAUCGAUCGAAGAAUGGCGGAAGGAAAUGAAAUUGGACAACUUUGUGUUGUUGGGACAUAGUAUGGGUGGAUUUCUUGCAGCUUCUUACGCCCUUAGUUAUCCAGACCAUGUCAAGCAUUUGGUUUUGGCUGAUCCGUGGGGUUUUCCCGAGAGGCCGCAAGAAUUCAAAGAGUUACCUUUAUGGAUAAGGACUUUGUCCUACAUGUUGCAACCUUUUAAUCCAUUGGCUGGGAUUAGGGUCGCGGGACCUUUAGGACCUUGGUUUAUUAAUACUUUGAGACCUGAUAUAACUAAGAAAUACGCUGCUGCUCUUGAACAACAGGAACUUAUUCCGCAAUAUAUUUAUCAGUGUAAUUCUCAGACUCCUAGUGGUGAGAGCGCUUUUCACUCUAUGAUGUCGGGAUUUGGGUGGGCGAAAAAUCCGAUGGUGAACCGCAUCGACAAGAUGCGAAAAGAUAUUCCCAUAACGUUGUUGUACGGAUCCAGGUCAUGGAUCGAUCAUUCAGCUGCCGAAAUAAUAAAAUUCAAACGAAUUGAUUCUUAUUUCAAAUUACAAGUUAUCACAGGAGCAGGUCAUCACGUCUACGCUGAUAAACCCGAAGCCUUCAAUCAGAUAGUGAUGGAUGCGUGUGCACAUGCCGAUAACUUAGGAAAAAGUAAAUACUUAGCUUUAAUGCCGUCCCAGUACAACGAAGAAUCGGAAAAUUCCGAAAGUGAAACAGAAAACCAAAGCAAAGACUAAUAGAUAAAAAAAUUAGGUCAUAUUAUUUAUUAUAGUUUCAGUUUUUAGCGUUUGAUAUACCAAAAGUUUUUAUAUUCAUCAACAAAUUGUAGAUAAAUUUAUUUAUUGUAUCGAACACAAUUUAUAUUUUUUGAUAUUAUUUAUUGAACAAUUUUAGAAAUAAGAUAAUUGUACAAUGUGAACUACUGAUUAAUGGGUGUUGUUAAUCUUCUGAAAUAUUUAUUUUUUGUUUUAUAGUAAUUCAGUUGUUGCAUGACGAGUGUUACAAGAAAAAACUGUAAUGUGACAUAAAUGUCGAUAAAAGAAUUUUGUGAUAAAUGUUGAGUUUAAUAUAUGUUAAAAAUCAUUUUUGUUUUGGCGAAAAUUUCUUGUUUAUGUUUAGAUUUCGGAUAUAAAAUUAUGAAAUUAAAGAUUUAAUUGAAA